Lolium perenne is the source of this 1542-nucleotide messenger RNA. RefSeq names its product fructose-bisphosphate aldolase, chloroplastic-like. The record is from RefSeq and is a predicted model, not a curated record. Gene Ontology annotation, biological process: glycolytic process. Gene Ontology annotation, molecular function: fructose-bisphosphate aldolase activity. NCBI's taxonomy places the organism in Eukaryota, Viridiplantae, Streptophyta, Magnoliopsida, Poales, Poaceae.
GAGAGGAUACCAGCCAGCUUGAGCCUGAGGCCAGUCACCAAGACAGGAAGAAGAAGAAGAAGGAUAUGGCAUCCGCUACUCUCCUCAAGUCCUCCUUCCUCCCCAAGAAGGCCGAAUGGGGCGCGGCACGGCAGGUGGCCGCCCCGAGAGUCUCUAUGGUCGUCCGCGCUGGCGCCUACGACGAUGAGCUCGUCAAGACCGCGAAAACGAUCGCGUCUCCCGGACGCGGCAUCCUAGCCAUGGACGAGUCGAACGCGACAUGCGGGAAGCGGUUGGACUCGAUCGGGCUGGAGAACACGGAGGCGAACCGGCAGGCGUUCCGGACGCUGCUCGUCUCCGUCCCCGGCCUCGGCAACCACAUCUCCGGCGCCAUCCUCUUCGAGGAGACCCUCUACCAGUCCACCGUCGACGGCAAGAAGAUCGUCGACAUCCUGGUGGAGCAAGGCAUCGUGCCCGGGAUCAAGGUGGACAAGGGCCUCGUCCCGCUCACCGGAUCCAACGACGAGUCCUGGUGCCAGGGCCUCGACGGCCUCGCCUCCCGGGAGGCGGCCUACUACCAGCAGGGCGCCCGCUUCGCCAAGUGGCGCACCGUGGUGAGCAUUCCCAACGGGCCCUCCGAGCUCGCUGUCAAGGAGGCCGCCUGGGGCCUGGCACGCUACGCCGCCAUCUCCCAGGACAACGGCCUGGUCCCCAUCGUGGAGCCGGAGAUCCUGCUGGACGGUGAGCACGGCAUCGAGCGCACCUUCGAGGUGGCGCAGAAGGUGUGGGCGGAGACCUUCUACUACAUGGCCCAGAACAACGUCAUCUUCGAGGGCAUCCUGCUCAAGCCCUCCAUGGUCACCCCCGGCGCCGAGUGCAAGGACAGGGCCACCCCGGAGCAGGUCGCCGACUACACGCUCAAGCUCCUCAGCCGCCGCGUCCCGCCAGCCGUGCCCGGGAUCAUGUUCCUGUCGGGAGGGCAGUCGGAGGUGGAGGCCACGCUGAACCUCAACGCCAUGAACCAGUCGCCCAACCCGUGGCACGUCUCCUUCUCCUACGCCAGGGCGCUGCAGAACACCUGCCUCAAGACGUGGGGUGGCCGGCCGGAGAACGUCAAGGCGGCCCAGGAGGCGCUGCUGCUCCGCGCCAAGGCCAACUCGCUCGCCCAGCUCGGCAAGUACACCAGCGACGGCGAGGCCGCCGAGGCCAAGGAGGGCAUGUUCGUCAAGAACUACAGCUACUAAUUAAUCGCUCUCGCUCAAACCCACUCCGGCCCCGUUAUAUACUAUCGUACUAAGCAGAUGGUGAUGAUGAUGAUACUCCAAACGCAAGUGCAAGAUCGAUCGAGCAGCAGCGCGCCGAUCGCACGGAGAGAUGGCUUACUGCAUUCCAUUACACGAUUUGCUAGAUCUUUUUUUUUUUGUUUUUUAAACUUUGGCGCCUCUCGAUUAUGCUCCACUAGAUUGUAAAGCUGCCUGCCUGUAUGUGUGACCCGUGGAUUUUCAUGCAUGGUUACUGCAAAAUUUUGCAUGUUCGUACCUAAUUAAUUAUUAAUGGUUAAUA